CCUACGUCUGUGGUUGUGUAAUCUCGCAAGUUCUCGCGUCGUUUUGGAGUGCUUGUGGGGAAAUCCGCAGCGUAUGACUGUCAGGCUGCCCGAGAGCCGCCGGUCCUCUGUGCGAAGGCUGUUGAUGGAGGAAGUGCUCUUUUCCUCUGCGUUUUUUGAUUAAUCAUGAAUGCUUACUGCAAUGACACUGCUAGAGAAUUUUUGUCUGAUGUUAGUAAGCUUUGUAGUGACGAUGGGGAGAUUAGGGAUGAUGAAGAGGAAGAAAGCCAUAUAGCAGUGCUUGUGGAUUACCUUAUGAAUGGACAAGGAUGUUUGCUACUUGCCACACUCAAUAAAACUGUUGAUCAGGGUUUGACAUGUCGAGAAGAACUUAUGACUCUAAUUUUGUCUCUUAUACCUUUGGUGUGGAAGAUUCCUGUGGAAGAAGAGCAAGCAGGAGAGUAUAACCUUUUUUCUAAUGGACUGGAAGCAUAUACUGCUAGCGAAAUGGUACAUAUUCCUCAUAAAAAUGUAGUUAAUGAAGAAACAGCCCAUUUUGACUUUUUGCAAAACUCUAAAACUUUACUGAAAAAUAAACCAAGACGUCAGCCCAAAGGUAUGUGUCGCCAUUCAAUGAAGGAUGACCGAAGAUCACUUUCUUCUUCCGAUUCCGAGACUACAAUACAAGACAAUUCAUCAUCAUCAUUGGUAAAGCAGAGAAAACUGUUUGAAAAAUCGAUGACUAUACAUAUUGGAGAGCCUAAAAGAGCUGAAAAAAGUUCACAGCAUAAGAAAGGGGGCCCCUUUCCAGAAUUAGUAUCAGCCAUUUCUCAGAUGUCAACAGAAAUGAAACAAUUAGAAGAAACAACCUCCAUAUCGAAUAAGAAAGCUUCUGCCUUUAAUCUUUGUCAGAUCUUGUUGUCUUUGCUCGAAAAGGUAUGCCAGUUUGAUAUAAUACUAAAUCAUACUUCAGCACUUUCUAGUUGCAUCAUUCCAACACUAACAGAAUACAUAUCAGAAAUUAGCGAUUAUCAUGCUCCUGGAAAGGGAACGCUGGAAAAAGGUUGGACUGAGGAACCUGUGGCAUUAAUUCAGCGAAUGCUAUUACAUACAGUGUUAAGUCUUCUGACUGUUGAGAUUAGCGAAAAGGAUGUUAUGCCUGACAAUCUUAGAAAAAAUCUAAGUGACUUGUUACGAACAUCUUUAAAACUGAAAUCUUACUCAACUAAAAUGCUAGAUUCACACCAACAACUAUUACAAGACACUGUGGACAACAUAAAUCUGUAUAGCUCUCAACAUCAAGCUUUCUUUUUCCCGGAUCUCCUUGAAGGCAUUUUUCAAAUUAUAUACUUGUGUCUUAAGGGUGCAGCAACAAACUCUCUCUAUUUUAGUCAAUGUAUAGAACUUUUCCAUGAUUUCAUUCAUUACAGUGGCUUCAAUAUUCUUGAAAAUGCAGUCCUUCAGAUGGAAUCUUUAGGUCUACAGCAUGAACAUCUGCAUUCUCAGGCUUCUAACCAUGUGAUGAUUCUUAUUAGCAGUGUAUUAAAAAUAGUUAGCCUAAUAAAAAAGGUAAAAUCUGACCAGCUUCAUCAAUCAAUGUGUACAAGAAAAAGGCAUCGGAGAUGUGAGUUCUCGCAUUUUAUGCACCACCACAGAGAUCUAUCAGGACUUCCCAUUUCUCUGUUCAGAAAUGAUAACCUUGAUGAAAGUAUGUGUGGAGAAAUCAGUUACCCUGAAAGAAGUUGCUGCAUAGCCGUGUGUUCAUAUCACUGUUUGCGUUUGCUCCAGAGGGUAUCAGUGACUACUUCCUGCUUGCAUAUUCUCUUAGGAAUUCAGAAUGCUGGGAUUUGUUGCUGCAUGGAUCCUUUAUCAGUUAUCAAACCACUUCUUUAUGCCUUUAAAGUGCCAACUUUAAAAAACAUGCAGCACCACAUUUUAAGUAUUCUUGCACAUUUUUUGCUGAAUCAGUUGGGUGGAGGCAAAAUAUCUAGUGUUGUGAAACAAGCUUCUUGUAACAUGUGUGUGAUGGACAAUGAUCACCUAACAGAGUUAAAGGAUACUUUUCAAGGGAGAGCUGAAACAACUCCUCUAGCAGGUAUACCUUACAGAUUACAAGGGGUUUUACCAUGUGUUGGUUCUGAGGACACGACGUGGAAAUGGAAUUCUUUUGAAGCUUACCAGGAACUCGUGUUUAGCAGUGACUUGCAACUAAGCUUGCAUGUUUCUAGUCACAUUUGCAACUUAAUGCAAGAAGGAAAUGCUGUCGUUCAGCAAAAAUUGUAUACUCUUAUUUUUAAUGGAAUUCUACAAAGAGGGGUGGAAAUGGUUCAUCACUGCCAACAAUCUGGCAUUUCUACUUUGUCUAGCCAGCCUGGCUUUAUCCAGAAAUCAUAUUUACUGCAUGUACUUAAAGUUUAUUUAAAAGAUUUACCAGAGUUGCUUAAAUCCAGGGCAGUUCGAGAAUCUUUCUUAAACUCAAAUGGAUUAAAUCAAGUUACUGAACUUAUCUAUUUAGAUCCUUUGAGGGAUUUUUGUUUAAAAGUAUUUCAGACCCUUAUUUGCUUUGGAGACCAGCAAACAGACCUUUUAGCACCUACUACAGACAUUAGUGAAAAUGAUCCUAAUACACUUGCUUCUGAAUUUUUUGUUCAACCGUUAAAGCCUGAUGAAUACAUAAAUGUUUCACAGAGUUUGAGUAAAUUCUAUGGUGUACUGAGAGAUACCUGUCCAAAGAAAAGAAAGGAUAUCGAUCAGAAGAUAAGCACGAUAAAUCUCUUUCUCUGUUUGGCCUUUUUGAGUGUGAGCAAAGAUGCUGAGUCAGACCUAGAAUUGGUCAAUGAAUCAGAAGACACAUCUGGGUAUGACAGCACUGCGAGUGAACCACUAAACAUUUUACCAAAGCUGAAUGCUGAAAGCUUAUUCUUGCCUUCACCACAACAAAUACAGCAGACAGCAGACAUUUGGGCUAUGUGUUCCUGGCUUUACUUGAAAUGUUCGAUGUUCCAGAAGCAAUUUCACAAAAUUGGCGGAUUUGAUUUGUGUUAUAAGCUUGUUCAUAUGAUGAUCAAAAACUUUCACAGUUUUGAAGAUUUUAGUGCUGUCACACUUAAGUCGCCACAUUCAGAAACUCUUGGUAUGGAAGAAAACUCUGGUAUGGCAUCCCGUGUAAGAGAGGAAACUUUAAUCACCAGCCCAGAUUCUGUGACUAUGUAUCAUCAGUCACGUCUUGCUGAUUCUAAAGAUCAUUUGUUGUCGACUUGGAAAAAUUAUGCUCAGGACUGGUCAUCUGGAGCUGGGAAACUGUUUGAAGCUUUAUUGUCUAUUUGUUUACAUAGUGCAAGAAACAGCCAGUUGAAAUCUGAAUUAGAAUCAUCUCAGCAUAUCCCUAUUCAACACAUCAUGCUUGAAAUACAGGAGUCCCUUUCGCAUUCAAGAUUUGAGACUAAACAUUUAUCACAAAUUUUUGACAGUCUUAUGCAAGUGGCUGUGUCUAAUUUCCCUUUAAUCUGUGAUUCUUAUGAGGAGCAAAGUGAAAAGACACAGAAGACUGAAGAGAUGGUUUUACAACAUGGAGACGUUUCUGAAGAUCCAGAUGAAAGCCACAUGUGCAAGUUAGGCAUUUUUGGAGAGGAAAAAGGAUAUGAAGCAGACAGUGAAAGUAAUCCAGAAGAUGUUUCUGAAGAUAAUGGUGAAGUGAAAACAGAGCUUGAAGAAUCAGGAAGCAUAAAUGACCAACUAGACAUGUUCAACAGUGGAGAACUUCUGUAUCCUGAAAUCUGUGCUGUAGUGCUGAAUUUACUUUCUGGAUAUCAUACGAACACAACCUUAGUUAACAGAGUUUUUCAUACUCUUCUGAAAAUACUGAAGAUGAAGAAAAAAAAUAUUUUGCUUCUAAUUCAGCAAGGAACAACAAAAUCUUUGCUGAAUGGAUUACAAUUUCUUUUCACAAGCACUGAUUCUGGUUUGCUUGAAUGUCAUGAAGUGUUGAUAGACAUUUUGGUUACAUUGAUGAGUCACAGCAUAAAUUCAGAUGAUCUAGCUCUCCUCUUACGGUGUUUUUUGGAAAAUACUUUGCCUGAUGAAUUGCUUAUAAAAGGAAUUCUCAAGAUAACUGAGGCCAGCAAUGGCAUGAUACCUCUGAAACAUCUGACCUUUCCUCUGCAACAGAACUUGGUUGGAGCAAGUGGUGUUGCACAAAAAUCUCCUGGUUUCACAAGUUCAAAAAUAUCAGGAUUCUGUAGAAAAACGAAAACUUGGCAAAAUAAAGAUGUCCAUUGUGAAAAUUCGCUCUCUCCGUGGCACAUUGCACCCAUUCAUUUACAUUUAGUUGGCCAAAAUUGUUGGCCUCAUAUGUCCGAUGGAUUCAGUCUUUCCCUAUGGUUGAAGCUCGAGUGCAAUCAAGAUUUGGAUACCUUGGUGAGAGUAAAGCAAGGAAAGAAAAAAAAUAAGUUUCCUUUUCAAGCACAAAGUACAGUAGCAGACAAGACUGUUGGAGCAGAUUAUUUCACUUGUGACAGACUUUUAGAUGAUGGCUGCAUACAUGUGCUUUCUCUGGGCUCUAAAGUGCUGAUGAUGCAAAUCUGGUUUAAUAUGGUAUCAGGCCGUUUUACAUUUAGGCUAUGCUCGAGUUCAAGUGAUGAAUAUAAAUGGACGUCCUUGGCACAAGUUGAAACACAUGACAAUAUCUUACACCCUGGAAAUUGGCAACACUUGGCUUUCACGUGUAAAGAAGUUUUUGAAAGUAAGAAUAAAGUGUGCAGCAAAAUAAUGCUGUGGGUCUCAGGACAGAGGACUACAGAAGUUACUCUGGAAUAUAAUCCUCCCAGAAAAGGAAACCUAUCUUCUGACAGCAAUCGGACAUUUUGCAUGAUUGGUCAUAACAUGUCAUCUCAAGAAGAUAAUAUUCCUUGUGGAGGACAGCUUUGUUUGGGAAACCUGCUCCUCUUUAAUGGACCCAUUCUUGGGAUAGAAGAAGCAUUUCACUUAUAUUGUCGAGGCCCAGAUUUAACUUCAUUAAUGACCUGCAAGCAUGGCAUGGUUACUAUCGAUCAUUGUAAAUACAUAUCAAAAGAAAUCCUGCAAAAUGAAAAAAUUCAUGAUUUUCUUAUUAAAAACAAAGAAAUGGACUUAUCAUCUUUAUCUGAAAAUCUUGCUGUUGUGUAUGACAUGGAAAACCCAGCAACCUAUACAAUUUAUGAACCAGUUAUCAGGAUGAAAGGAAGCUUGAAAACCACAGUAUCUCAAAGACCAUUUAGUACAAAAGAAGUUUCAAGCAAAUCUUUGGAUUCUCAGGCGCUGAAAAUGUUAAAUCCUUGUCAUGAAAAGAAUAUCCACAGUGUUUUGCAUGAGAUUGGUGGAAUCGGAGCAAUUGUGUUUCUUUUUGCAAGGAUUGUGGAAAUCAGCUGCUGUGAAAAAACACAAUCAUUAGGACUAAAGAUUAUAUUAUCUUUAAUAAAAUAUAACCAACAGAGAAUACAGGAAAGCGAAAACUCUGAUAUAUAUCCUAUGAUACACCAAGUUUUAAUACAGCCGAAAUGUAUUGUGGGAUUUCAUAUUUUAAAGACUAUUCUAAAAGGAUGCACUGACGAUUGGCUACUCAAUAUAAGUGACAAUGCAAGCGUUUGUCUAAAUUAUGAAACUACUGCUGUGAUUCAAGAUGUUCGAUUACUAGAACACCUUCUUUUAGACUGGAAAAUUUGGUCAAAGGCAAAGGUUGGUGUAUGGGAGACUUUAAUGACCUGUCUGGAAAUCUUAAUCAGAGAUAACCAUCCAUACAAAUUGUUUAAUAUAAAGCAGUUAUUAAAAGCUAGAGUGGUGCAUCACUUCCUGCUUGCUUGUCAAGUUCUACAGGAACACAGGGAAGGCUAUAUAACCUCUAUCCCUCGAGAUGUUUGUGGAUCUUACAUAAAAAUUAUUGAAGAAGUACUUGGAUCCCCCCCAGAGUUGGACCUACUUAAAUUAAUCUUCAGUUUUCUGUUGGCUGUCCACCCACCAACAAACACUUUUGUUUGCCAUAAUCCCAAUAAUUUUUUCUUUUCUUUGCACAUAGAUGAUAAGAUAUUUCAAGAGAAACUUAAAUCUGUAAUAAAUCAAAGACAUUUUUCAGUUGGAGAACAAUCUACAACCAGUCCUGUGUUUUCAAGCAAAGGAGCAGAAACAUCUUUAUUUUCAUCACAGCAGCAUAUACAUCUUUCUGUGGUUGAGAGGUCUCGUUCCAAAAGUUUACCAACAUCUCCGUCUUUUUCACCCAAAGUACUGCCGAAAAGAUUAGGAGGAAGCUUAAGCAAAAGUAUUGUUGAUUUGAAAAAGUCAACAGACAGCGAGCAAGCAAUGGCAGAUGGAUUUUGCAAAUCUGAUCACAGAUUAGAAGUGCUAAAAACAGUGGAAGAUCAAAAUAUCAGCAGUUGUGAGUCAGCCCAGACAGUGUGUGAAUCUGGUAUGCUUCCUGAGUGUAUAACAAUUACUGAACCACCUAAAGAAGAUUUGGACCAAUUUGCUUUACAUCAGUCUAGCAAACAGACUUUUCAAGAUGUCAUUGAAGACACAGUUUUGCAGAGGCCUGAUAAACUUAAAGGAAUUUGCUCUUCUAGAAAAGGGCAAAGCAAUAUGGCUAGCAUUAGUCUUGCUUUUCCUUCUAUUGGAUCUUUGCCCAGUUGGGGAGAUGUUCCUGAGAAGAAAAAAUCUGAAGAAUGGGUGGGCUUUUCCUUUUCCCCAGUAUUUGGUCUUACUAAUGUAGAGCCAGUCAACAUGGAAGAGAGAUCGGUGGAUGAGUGCAUGCACCUUGUGUGCUGCGGGCUGUAUAGUCUUUUAUGUGGAGUGCUGAUUACCAUGCCAGAUUUCAUGGUAGCUGAAGUUUUCAAUGAAAUCAUUCAAGCUGAUGUCCUUAUAGUGCUAGUUAAUCAUCCAUGUUCACAAAUUCAACAAGGAGUCCUAAAAUUACUCAAUGCAUAUUUUCAUCGGGCAUCUAAAGAAGAGAAGGAGGCUUUUUUAAAGAAAAGUGGGUUUUCUCUACUUGCAAAUCAGUUGUAUCUCCAUCAGGGAAGUCAGGAGGUUUUGGAAUGCCUGUUAGAAAUGUUCUUUGGAAGACAUAUUGGACUGGACGAAGAAUUUGACGUUGAUGAAAUCAAAACUACAAAUAUUUUCAGGAAAUGGUGCAUCAUCCCAGUUCUUGGGUUAAUUGAGAAUUCCUUACAUGAUGCCAGCCUUUUGCACAACUCCUUUUGCAUUUUGCUUCAGAUCAUUAAUUCAUGCUCAAAAGUUGCAGAUAUGCUGCUCGAUAGUGGUUUGCUGUAUGCUUUGUGCAAUACUUUAGCAACUCUUUGUGGUAUUGAAACAAGUGUUUCCCCGGAUGAAUAUAUUUUACUUGCUUGUGACUUGCAGCAACUGCUAAUAGCUGUUACCAUACACUCCUGCAGUUCAUCUGGAUCCCAGUAUUUUCGAAUUGUUGAGGAUUUGAUAGUAAUACUUGGAUAUCUGAAUGAAAGCAAAAAUGAAAAGUUGCAAAAUAUGGCUGUUGUAAUGCAGUUUAAAAUUAUUCACUCUGCCAUUGAGUUCAUUAAAACAACUUCAAACCAAGACACUCAAGCUGUUUCCACAACAUAUAAUUUCCCUCAGUCUUCUCAUGGAAAAUACCCUAAGAGAAAAAGUACUGCAGGUACACAAAGGUUAUCUUUUGCACAGUCCGACCCUCUUCUAAUUACUAUGCGUUCAUUUGCAAGCAGUGAGCUUACAGAACUAAUGCACAGAAGAAUGAGUCAAGAAAAUCAAAUAAGAGCUUCUGAAUCUGAGUUUGUACAGAGACUCCAGAGGCUGACUGUUCUUGCCGUCAACAGGCUUAUUUAUCAAGAUAUGGAAGAAGAAAAAGGAGACUCAGAAUUAAAUUUAGAACCAACUGAAGAGGAGUUACAGUUGAAUGUUUCCCAUGUUAAAAAUGAAUUUCAAAAUGAAUUACUAAGAAUCUUGAUCGAAGGGAUUAUGCUCUCAGUGGGCUCAGGUAGGACAAGCUCUCCCAAGCAGCAAUGGAAAACUCUAAUUCACCUGUGUACUGACACAUUUCGUGUUCAGCUGGGAAGGCUUUUGGCUCAUUUAUUGUCACCUUCACAGCAAACUGAGAAUCGAAGGAAAGUUCUUCAAAUAGUCACUGAACCAAGGCAUCAGGCUAUUUUAACUGAAUGUUUAAGUCCUGGAUUGCAACAUGGACCCAAAAUGGCUCUGUAUUUGUUUGAAUUGAUGUAUAAUCACAAAGAGGAUUUAACCAAAGAAGAUCACACCAUGGGUGCCUUACUUAUGAAUGCAUUAAAUGAAACUGGUUACAAGUGCAUUCCUCCACAUGCUCCUCUGAAACUGGACUUACUUAAGGCUUCUGAAGAGGAACAAAGAAAAUAUAAGAGUGAAGAUCUGGCAAACAAAGCAGCUUGGAAAAAAACUAUUGCAAAUAAUCAACAAAAACUUUUCCAACGUCUAGAAUCAAAAUUGAAAGAAAUUUCCAAAAUAGCUGGUGAUAUAACUCAGAAUAUAUCUUUAUCGCAAGGAAUGGAAAGAAAGAAUGUUAUACAACACAUUCGCAACAUGUACAAGGUUGAUUUAAGUGCAAGUCGACAUUGGCAAGAACUUGUCCAGCAAAUGACUCAUGACAGGGCUGUUUGGUAUGACCCAGCAUCAUAUCCAACCUCUUUUCAGCUUGAUCCAACAGAGGGUCCGAAUAGAGAGAGGCGACGCUUACAAAAAUGCUACUUGACUAUUCCAAAUAAGUACAUUCUCAGGGACAGACAAAGACAAGAAGAAUCUAUUAAGCCACCUCUGUCUUACUUUUUUGAAGACAAAACACAUUACUCACUAUCUUCUACUGUAAAAGAGAAAGCAGCAAGUGAACUUAUAAGGGUAAAUCGAAGGUGUAUCAAUGUAGCACCAUCAAGUGAAACGAUUGGAGAACUCUUAUUAGGAAAAACUGGAAUGUAUUUUGUUGAGGACUCUUCAACUGAUACGCUAGAAUCAAAUGAUUUGCAGCCUCUUCUUGGGGACUCAGAACCUGCCUCAUUUUCUUGGACUUAUGAAGAAAUAAAGGAAGUACACAAGCGCUGGUGGCAGUUACGAGAUAAUGCAGUAGAGAUCUUUUUGACAAAUGGAAGAACCUUAUUGCUGGCUUUUGACAAUACAAAGGUUCGAGAUGAUGUUUACCAGAAAAUAUUGACCAAUAACCUUCCUAAUCUUUUGGAGUAUGGUAACAUUACAGCUCUGACCCAACUCUGGUGUUCUGGACAGAUAACCAACUUUGAAUAUCUAACUCACUUGAACAAGCAUGCUGGACGAUCAUUCAAUGACUUAAUGCAAUACCCUGUAUUUCCAUUCAUACUCAGUGAUUACACCAGUGAAACACUUGACCUUAGCACCACCUUGAUAUACAGGAAUCUUGUGAAACCGAUUGCCGUUCAAUCAAAAGAGAAAGAAGAUCGCUAUAUAGAUAAUUACAAGUAUUUGGAAGAUGAGUAUAGUAAAGCUGAUAGAGAAGAUGACCCGAUGCCUCCAGUGCAGCCAUAUCAUUAUGGAUCACACUACUCAAACAGUGGCACAGUGCUUCACUUUUUGGUCAGAUUGCCUCCUUUCACCAAAAUGUUCCUUGCAUAUCAAGAUCAAAGCUUUGAUAUUCCCGACAGAACCUUCCAUUCCAUGAAUACAACGUGGCGAUUGUCGUCUUUUGAAUCAAUGACUGAUGUGAAGGAGUUAAUUCCAGAAUUUUUCUACUUACCAGAGUUUUUAGUCAACAGAGAAGGUUUUGAUUUUGGAUUGCGUCAAAACGGAGAACGUGUAAAUCAUGUUAAUCUGCCACCUUGGGCACGAAAUGAUCCCCGUCUCUUCAUCCUGAUUCAUCGACAAGCCCUUGAGUCAGAUAAUGUUUCUCAAACUAUAUGUCAUUGGAUUGAUCUGGUGUUUGGAUAUAAACAGAAAGGACGUGCUGCUGUUCAAGCUAUCAAUGUGUUCCAUCCAGCUACUUAUUUCGGAAUGGAUGUUUCAGCAGUUGAAGACCCUGUACAGAGGCGGGCUUUAGAAACUAUGAUAAAAACGUAUGGACAAACUCCACGCCAACUGUUCCACUCAGCACAUGUGAGCCGCUCAGGAUCAAAGCUUCUACUGGAAGGAGAACUCCCAGCAGCCAUGGGUCUGCUAGUUCACUUUGCAUUUCGGGAAAACAAAGAGAGCACCAAAGAACCUACAUAUCCUAGUCCACUACCUUGGAUACGAGGGCUGAAAUGGGGGGAAUAUGUUGGUUCCCCAAGUGCUCCAGAUCCGACUGUCUGCUUCAGUCAGCCUCACGGGGAAAGAUUUGGAUCUUUACAGGCUUUGCCCACUAGGGCUAUAUGUGGAUUAUCUAGAAAAUUCUGCUUGAUGAUGAGUUACAGCAAGGAACAAGGUGUUCGAAGUAUGCACAGCACUGAUAUUCAAUGGUCUGCAAUACUAAGUUGGGGGUAUCCUGAUAAUAUUCUGCGACUGAAAAGCAAACAGAGUGAGCCCCCUGUAAAUUUCAUUCAGUGUUCUAAGUUGCAUCAGGUCACAAGUUGUGCAUGGGUUCCAGACAGCUGUCAACUUUACACUGGCAGCAAAUGUGGCGUCAUUACAGCAUACUUAAAUCGUUUCACAAAUACCACGCCAAUGGAAAUUGAAGUGGAAUCACAGGUACAAUUAUAUGGUCACUCUGGAGAAAUUACCUGCCUGUUUGUUUGUAAACCAUACAGUAUUCUGAUCAGUGUCAGCAUGGAUGGAACUUGCAUCAUAUGGGAUCUAAACAGGCUAUGCUAUGUUCAAAGUCUCACAGGCCACAAAAGUCCAGUAACAGCAGUGUCUGCCAGUGAAACAACAGGAGACAUUGCAACAGUCUGUGAUUCCGUUGGCGGUGGCAGUGACUUGAGACUUUGGACUGUAAAUGGUGAUCUUAUUGGACAUGUACAUUGCAGAGAGAUAAUUUCCUGUGUUGCAUUUUCAAACCAACCAGAGGGCGUAUCUGUGAAUGUUGUUGCUGGAGGACUAGAAAAUGGAGUUGUGCGGUUAUGGAGUACGUGGGAUUUAAAGCCAGUUCGAGAAAUUACAUUCCCAAAGUCAAAUAAGCCCAUAGUAAGCCUUACUUUUUCCUGUGAUGGCCAUCAUCUUUACACUGCAAACAGUGAAGGAACAGUGAUUGGCUGGUGUCGUAAGGACCAACAACGUCUGAAAUUACCCAUGUUUUACUCCUUCCUUAGUAACUAUUCAGCUUGUUAAAAUGUUAUGAAUUUUAUGUAAUUUGCAAAAGUUUACACAACAUACUAUUAACCUUUUGAAAGAUCUGUGCUUAAAAUCUAUUUUAUUAUAUAAAGCGAAAUAUAUUUAGUCAAGAAAACAUUCAUAAUGAUGUUUUAUGCCUUUUUUAGCAGCAAAAGCCUUACGUUGAGUUGUAGAUAUUUUUGUUAACCCAUACUACUGCCCUUUACAUCAUAUUAGGUUAUUAAUUGUUUAUUAAAAUAAACAAUUGUGUUCCUUUUACUAAAUUAAUUUUUUCAUGUUGGCCCUAAUAUUGUUUUUAAUGUGCAAAAUAUUAAAGUUUACCUGUCAUUUGCAAAAAAAAUUAUAUAAUGAAGUUAAUAAUAUAAUAUGUAUAUUUGUUAUAUACAUUGGUUUAAAAAAAGUGUGUGUUUUUUGUGCGAAAAUGUGCUUUCCUGUUCCUGCAGCUAUUGCCUGUGUCUCUUUAUGCAUAGACAAAACACAAAGUGUGAACGGGACAAGCAGGGCACUGUGCUGUGCACUGAACAAACUGAGCGGGAUAAGCAGGACUCUGUGCAUGUUCCUGGCUUGUCAAUUAGCCUGCUGUGUGCGCCUGGUGCGUGUCACAAAGCCUCAGUGCAUAGCACAGUGCCCUGCUUUUCCCACCACACUUCCUGUAUUUUGCCUUUGCAGCUAUUGCCUGUGUUUUGUAGGCAGAGAAAAAACAGCAGGUUUUCACCCAAAGAUAUAUACAUUUUUUAACCAAUGUAUAUUACAAAUGUACAUAUAAUGUUAUUAUCUACAUUAUAUCAAAGUUCUUGUGAAUGACAGGUACCCUUUAAAUAGAGGAAUAAAACAUAAUCACUUUGAAGAUUUAUAUUUUUUGUUUUAUGUGAUUUCAUUGAAUUGAACUUAAAAGGGAAAUGUUAUUCAAUGGGGUUUCCAAGCUGUUUUUGUUAUAAGGUUUCCCUGAAGAUAAAUUGAUCACAUCAGUAAGCUGUCCAUGUAAUAUUCUAGACCAUCUGCAUACUCUAGAAAUAGACCCUGGCAAUACCGAUAGAGUGCCCUCUAUUGAUCUAAUAGGGUCAUUGAAAAUAGGUUGUCUAAAACCUAUCCCUAGGGUAGGAUCACAUGUGGCGUAUUUUGCUGCUUCCUAUUUUCCUACCUGUUGAAGUCAAAGGGUAGGAAACUCAGCUGCGUAUUUUGCUACCCAUUGACUUCAAUGAGUAGGGAAAUACACAGCAGCAAAAUACUGCACGUGUGACCAUACCCUUAAAUAGUAACUGUCACUAAAUAAACAUAAAAUCAAGAAAAGUAUGAGAUAGAAGUCUUGUGGGACCAUCCUUUAUCACCUUACACCCUGCACAUUCUAUGCUAAAUAGUCUAAAGAUUUUACUUUUCUUGUUAAGUAAUCUGUAAGGCUUCGCUUGUAGAUGCAUUUCACAGUUAAAAGGGGUACUCCGGUGGAAAUAAAAUAUAUUUUUCAUAUGAACUGGCUCUAGAAAGUUAAUUGUAAAUUAGAAGUUGUAUAGUUCUUUUCAGUCGGACACCUCUGUCUGUGUCAGGAACUGUCCAGAGUAGGAGCAACUCCCCAUAGCAAACCUCUCCUGCUCUGCACAGUUCCUGACAAGACAGAGGUGUCAGCAGAGAGCCCUGUGGUCAGACUGGAAAGAACUACUCCACUUCCUCUGUAGCAUACAGCAGCUGAUAAGUACUGGAAGGAUUAAGGUUUUUUACUACAAGUUAAUUUACAAAUCUGUUUAACUUUCUUGCAUCAGUUGAUUUGCAGAAAAAAAAAUUUUCACCAGAGUAACCCUGGUCAUUUCAUACUGAGCUUCAAACUUGCCAUUUCCCAGCUUUUGUGAAACAAUCUGCUGAAAGUUGCUAACAUGAACAUGCUUUAGCUUCCUAUUGAAAGCUGAUUAAGAAUUAAUGACUAACAAAUUCAAUCACAUUCAAAAGAUGUGGAUGCAGCAAAUCCAUUUUAAUACAUUCAAAUAUAUAUUGGCUGGUUUGUGAAUGUAAAUGCAUUGCUGAGAGCUGGAGCCCAUGGGACCUCAAACAAGCUAACUAAAGGAAAUCUGUUAACUUAAAUUGAUGUCCAAAAUUGCUGACACAGCUAAAUAGCUGUUAGGGCAAGUAGACACCUUUUUAUUAAUCUGCCUGUGUUUCCAUAACAUAGAAAGAUGCUUUUACUCUCUGCUGCUUAGUGUCAAAAAAGCAUUCCUAUUUCCUGAAGUGCUGAGGACUGGAACACCUUCUCGCUCUCUCUCUCUCUCUCUCUCUCUCUCUACCAUCCUUGUCUGUGCUUGAUAAACAGUCAUGGCUUUGCUUUCAGCUGACUGUCAGUCAAGCAGAGACAGGAAUGGAAGAGGGGGAAGGUUUGAGUUGUUCUAGACCUCAGCAUUUCUGAAACUGUUUGACUCUCUGCACCAGAUAAUAAAAGCAUUUUUUUAUGUUAUGGCAGUACAGACAGAUAUGAGAGGCACAUAGAGGUCCUAACAUCUAUCUAACAGUGUUAUCAGUUUGGAAAAUGAAUUGCAGCUGACCAAUUCCUUUGAAUUAUUUGUCUACUUUGCUGUCAAGAAAAUCUUCACCCUUUUUUUUUUUUUUUUUUUGCUUUUCCUUUUCAUUGUAUUUGGGAGAUCUGCUAUCCCACGUGUCUUGUCACAUUAAAAUGGAUCUUAGGAAUGUUUAAAACAUCUCUGUAAACACUUUAUAUGCAUUUGAAUAGGAUAUUUUUUAUUUACAGUUUCUGACAAAUAGGCCGUCAGAUGGUACUAUUGUAAAUUAAUGUUACACUGUUUGAAAUUGACCUAUCAUAAUGUAACAAUGAUCCACUGAUAAUGUUUUGGUUCGUUGUUACUUGUAACCCAUUCCAUUGAUAACUGAAGUUGGGAAGAUUUGUACUGUCACUUUAUAGAUUUAACUAAAUCUAGUUGCUGUCGUUUAAGGUCACAUUAUUAUGUUGAAAUGUAUGAAACAUGUUUGCUUAGUUGUUGUCAUGAUUUGUAAAGUGUUAUUUGUCUCAUCCUUACCUGUUUUUUGUGGAUUUAAAGGGAUUGUCUGGUGUCAGAAACAAGUUCUGUAAUAAGUAAAACAACUUACUAAUAGACUGUCAUUUUCAAAAUUUCAUAUUCCACUGGAAUUGAGCUGCAGUCACCUGGUCAGCAAAAAUAAGAGCUUCUCAGAGCUUUUUUCACCUUCUUUGUGUUAGUAAAAUGUAUGAAGGGGACUGGUUUAGUUUGCUUCAAUAAAAAUUUUUGACAUUACAGAACUUGUUGACUUUGAAGGGGUACUCCGCUGCUCAGCGUUUGGAACAAAAUGUUCUGAAUGCUUAGAGCCGGCCUGGGGGCUCGUGACGGCAUAGCUCCUCACCCUCGUGAAGUCACGGCCACCACGCCCCCUCCCAAAAACUUAAAUUGAGCGGGGUGUGACGUCACGAGGGGUGGGGCCAUGACCUCACAAUGCGCCGGUUCAAAGCGUUUUGAACAUUUUGUUCCCAGCGGAGUACCUCUUUAAGCUUGAUGAUCCCUUUAAUUGUAACUUAUCCCCUUAAACAUACUUCUUUCUUAACAUUAAGGAUUAUUUCUGUUCUUAUUAAUAGUCAAACAGUUCACUAGCUGUAAGAUUUUCAUAAGGUGCACGUAGAAACACACACAAAAAUAAAAAGGAUGCUGUUGUAGUGAAACAAUGCUGCAUGAUGGUUCUAAUAAAUCUAUUAUAUUUAAAGCAUUGUUCACAUCUGGACUGGAGGGUGGUAGCCAUUUGUAGAUUCUGUUAUAUUUGGCAGAAGAAAUAGCGUUAAAUGCAGCACUAUUUUUCCCAUCCUACUGGGAUACCACACUUGUACCAGAUUGACCCCAUCAUAAGUGAGAUUGUCAUGUGCUGGUGAUAUAGAAUGUAUGAUGGCUCUAGCAAGGCGUUGUGGCCUACAAUAGGAAUGGAAUUCACAAACGCAAAGCUUUAGUAAGACUAUAUCAGAACCCUGCUUUCAAAUAGAGUCAAAUUUUAUGGAAAAAAUCUUAAAAAAGCAUAUAUUAUAUUUGAAUUUGUGAAACAUUUUUCAGUUGUUAAAUAAUAAUUGUAAAACAAUAAAAGUGAUGAAAAUUACCAUAUCAUUUCUUAUGUAUAUACAAUGUUUUCCAUGUACAGUUAGAAAAUAAAGCAACUGUUCCUUACAAUUAGCUUUUUGUAUUUUACAUUAAAUACUGAUCCAU
Hyla sarda is the source of this 15428-nucleotide messenger RNA. It is a transcript of the gene LYST, whose product is annotated as lysosomal trafficking regulator. Bases 166 to 11229 code for a protein of 3687 amino acids. Gene Ontology annotation, cellular component: membrane; cytosol. The record is from RefSeq and is a predicted model, not a curated record. NCBI's taxonomy places the organism in Eukaryota, Metazoa, Chordata, Amphibia, Anura, Hylidae. Gene Ontology annotation, biological process: intracellular protein localization. The transcript has 52 exons. Gene Ontology annotation, molecular function: protein kinase binding.